UUUACAAUCAACGUCACUCCUCUUUCUCUUGUCCAAUUUGAAUCACUAACAAAUAAACCCUAAUUUCCUUUCAUUCAUCGUUCAGUGUAAAGAGUGGAAUUUCGAAGCUCCGAUUGCAUUCCUGCACUUCGUUUUACAUGGCUAUGAGCUCCACAUUGAAGUGAAGGAAAAAGGAUUUUAGUGAUGGAGCAUCACAAAGAGAUAAUUAAGAGCGGGUGUCAUAAGAUUUUGGAGGGAAUCAAUUCAAUGUCUUUGGUGAAUUUAGAUGAUCAACAAAUUCAUUCCUUAGUGAUGAUGAGAGAAAUAGCACGUGGAGUUGUUGAUGGUCGAGAUAGAAAGGUGACUAAGAAUGAUGUGAUUACUGCCUUGCGCUACAGCAUUGAGAAAAUGGUGUGUGCAUCCAGAGACAUCAUUCAUAUAUUAGGUAGGAUGUCCUAUGAAGGCUUGGAUGACCAGAGGAUGAAUUUAGUAUUGAGGAUGAAAGAAAUUGCACAUGGAAUUGUUGAUAAGCAACCCGGAGUAGCUAUAGCUAGGCCCGAGUUACUUGCGGACCAAGUUUGCUUUGUGGAUGAAGGGACAAGAGACAGUCCUGUGGUUGAGUCGACAAAGAUCAGCAAUGGGGAUGCUCUAAUUGAUGAGGCACAAAGCAUGAUACAUGAAGAUGAGAUGUUGGACGUAGAACACGUUUUAAGAUUUGAAAACGGGAUAGAUGAAGUACAGGAGUCUCUGUUGUCAUCGUGCUUCCAGCAAUUUCUUCUGUGGCCUACCGGUGAUUGCAUCACCUUAGAGUGGGUUCAGGACAUGAUGUUCAUCCUUGAGAAGGCUUCACAGAAAACGUUGCCAACUGAAUUCUGCCAUGUUGUGCAGACCGUUGUGGUGUACAAAUUGAUAGAUGCUGCUUGUAGUAUUUUACGCGAAGAACCAAACUGUGUGGAUAUUAAUUGUCUGGGAGAUGAUUCAAGAGUCAUUGUUGUAGGCGAUAUACAUGGGCAGUUUCAUGAUUUAAUGUUGCUUUUGAAGCACGCAGGAGCACCUUCUGAGAAUCAAUUUUAUGUUUUCAAUGGAAAUUAUGUAGAUAAAGGAGCUUGGGGCAUUGAAGUAUUUUUGGUCUUGCUGGCUUGGAAGGUCUUGAUGCCUCAAAGAGUAUAUUUACUCCGUGGAAAUCAUGAAUCAAGAUAUUGCACCGAAAGAUAUGGUUUUAAGAAGGAGGUGUGGACCAAGUAUGGUGAUCAAAGUGAAGAUGUAUACAAUAAAUUCCUUGAGUGUUUCAAGGAUCUUCCAUUAGCUUCAGUUAUUGCCAAUUGUGUUUAUACUACUCAUGGAGGGCUUUUCCGUAGCAUUCAUGCCGCUGCUGACCCUUCAGGAAAUCCAAAACAGAAGAAGAUGCAAAGAGUGGACCUUGGUUCUUUAGCUGAUUUAUCUCAAAUUAAAAGAGCUUGCAUAGAUUCUCCUCUUGAGGGUCCUAACAUGUUAUUGAGUGACAUUCUCUGGUCAAAACCAUCUAAUAGGGAUGGUCUGAGGGGUAAUGCAGGUCGAAAAUUUGGUUUAUGGUGGGGUCCUGAUUGCACUGAGGCUUUCUUAAGGCAUCACAAUUUAAAGCUGAUCAUCAGAUCACAUGAAGGACCAGAUGCAAGGGAUGGUGGGGAAGAUUUUGGAGAUAUGUUGAACGGAUACAGCAUAGAUCAUGAUGGAGAGUCAGGAAAGCUAUAUACACUUUUUAGUGCUCCAGACUACCCACAGUUUGGGAAAAGGAGAUAUACCAAUGAAGGAGCAUAUGCAAUAUUGAAGUCGCCUGAUUUUGCAAGUCCUUCCUUUCAGUCAUUCAAAUCAGCAGAAAGACCAAUGGUGUAUCCUUAUCUUGAUUUGGAUGCUGAUGACAUGAACUUGAGUAAACUAGACUCUUCUCAAAUUGACAUACAGGCCUCAACCUCAGACUUUUCAGCUCCUCAAGAUGCGGUGAGACCCGAAUUUGACUUUGAGGCAUUAGGCAUAUAUAAUGCCCCAAGUUGGACUGUUCAGUUUCCAGAUGGUUCAGGCGGUACUCAAGCUGUGCAGGUUCCAAGAGCUCCUUUGGUGGAAGGAUUGCCCCUGCCUCCUAAUAUACAGGAGCCACACAAGGGUGCUUAUGAGUAUUUGUUCGAGCUCGUUGCUGGCCUGAAACACAUGAUUGCAACAAGGGAGACCGAGAACAUGGCUCAUGUAUCGGCUUUGCAAAGUAGAGCUAGGAAGCGUAAGGAUAGAGGUCAAGGUUGAUGGGGCACAUGAUCUAAAAGCAUGUGACCAAAGCUGCACUUUUGGGAAAAUAAGGACAAGACACCACUUCAACGUGAAAGCUUAAUAUUGUAGCUUAUAAAUUAUCACGACAAGAAUGCCCACAACGCGGAUAAUGACUUCCAAAUACGGUUCCAAACAUUCCCAAUUUUGUGUUUGCCAAAAUUUUGCUAAUACACUUUAUUUUUCAAUGUGAGGGGUGAUAUUUAGUAACAUUUUUUUUACAUUGAAAGAUUAUAAAAAAUGGUAGGAGUAUGUUUGCUGUCUCGUUAUGUAUUUAUUUAUAAACCGGACCAACAAGACAUUGUCUGCACGUUCAUAUUAAAAGGCAAAUCCUACUCCUAUGAAGAAUA
Molecule: messenger RNA, 2624 nt
Organism: Cicer arietinum (chickpea)
Lineage: Eukaryota; Viridiplantae; Streptophyta; Magnoliopsida; Fabales; Fabaceae
Product: serine/threonine-protein phosphatase 7-like
Molecular function (GO): hydrolase activity
Source: RefSeq, a predicted model, not a curated record